Molecule: messenger RNA, 663 nt
Organism: Colletotrichum truncatum
Lineage: Eukaryota; Fungi; Ascomycota; Sordariomycetes; Glomerellales; Glomerellaceae
Source: RefSeq, a predicted model, not a curated record
AUGAACUCUUUCAUGCUCACAGCUGCUUUUCUCCCUGCCUUGAUCCUUGCCUUUCCUCAAAUUGAAAACAUCAAGCGGGCUCCCAACGGCACUGGCGACCCGUCUCCGCCACCCCCAGUCAACACCGGCGCGGUUUGUACUCCCGCCAAGUAUCAGUGUCGCCAGAACACAGACAACACCUGGGGCUGGGAUGUUUGCGAUACCUCCUCGAAGUGGGUAAACGGCGGAAAUUGCGCUGCUACCGAAAUCUGUAUCUUCAAUUCCAUUAACGGUUCACCAUAUUGCGUCCCAAAACCCCCCACCGUCCCACCCAGCAAUACCGGACAACAGUGUUUCCCUGGGAAGUACCAGUGCAAAUACGACGCCUCCAAAGGCUGGAGUAUUGAAACGUGCAGUUCGGCUGGCAGUUGGGUUCACACUCUCGACUGUGCUGCUUCCGAAACUUGCACAUAUAGUCCUGUUGCUGGAUAUCCUUACUGUACGCCAAAGACUGACGGCCGCGUCUGUGCCCCCGGAACCUAUCAGUGUAGCUUUCUACAAUCUGAUGGCGGUUGGGGCUGGGAUGUGUGCUCUACCGAGGGUAAAUGGGUGAGGGGCGGAGCUUGUAAGGCGGGCGAGACUUGCUCAUUCAAUCCUAUCAAUGGCUCUCCUUACUGCAUUUAA